This is a messenger RNA of Dovyalis caffra, 885 nucleotides long. The record is from the annotation of a GenBank genome assembly. Lineage: Eukaryota; Viridiplantae; Streptophyta; Magnoliopsida; Malpighiales; Salicaceae.
AUGGCUAGCCACAAAAAAGCUCUCUCCCUGCUCUUAUCCAUCUUAGUUGUCUCCUUAUGCAGAUCCUCAAACGGUGCAGGCAUUGCCAUCUACUGGGGACAAAACGGUAAUGAAGGCAGCUUGGCAGAUACUUGUAACACAGGAAACUAUCAAUUUGUGAACAUAGCUUUCCUGUCUAGUUUUGGCAACGGCCAACCUCCGGUGCUGAACCUAGCAGGCCAUUGUGACCCUAAUGCCAAUACUUGCACUGGCUUAAGCACUGACAUUACAGCUUGUCAAAAUAAAGGAAUCAAAGUUCUACUUUCCAUUGGAGGUGGUGCUGGCAGCUACUCUCUUUCAUCUGCGGAUGACGCAACGCAACUCGCGAAUUAUCUCUGGAACAACUUCCUCGGUGGUCAGUCCACCACACGUCCGCUCGGCGAUGCCAUCUUAGAUGGCAUCGAUUUUGAUAUCGAGGCAGGUUCGGGGCAGUUCUGGGAUGUUCUUGCUAGGGCACUUAAUGGAUUUAGCCAACAAAGGAAGGUAUACUUAGCUGCAGCUCCACAGUGUCCCUUCCCCGAUGCUAAUCUAGACACUGCAAUCAAAACUGGCUUAUUUGAUUAUGUGUGGGUUCAAUUCUAUAACAAUCCUCCAUGUCAGUACACAAAUGAUGCUAGCGGUCUCUUAAGUGCAUGGAACCAAUGGACCACAGUUCAAUCAAAUCAAAUAUUCUUGGGACUGCCUGCCGCUCCUGAGGCAGCCCCAAGUGGUGGAUUCAUCCCUGCUGAUGUGCUCACUUCUCAGGUUCUUCCAUCUAUCAAGAACUCAGCCAAGUAUGGAGGUGUUAUGCUCUGGAACAAGCAGUAUGAUAAUGGGUAUAGUGCAGCUAUUAAGAGCAGUGUCUAA